This is a messenger RNA of Ambispora gerdemannii, 315 nucleotides long. NCBI's taxonomy places the organism in Eukaryota, Fungi, Glomeromycota, Glomeromycetes, Archaeosporales, Ambisporaceae. The record is from the annotation of a GenBank genome assembly.
AUGAACUCGAAUACAAACAAAGAAAUUGAUAAUAAUCAUAACCUUCUUCGUUAUUCUUAUUCAGUUGAUGAGACCGCUACUCGCCUCGAUGAAUUACACCAGACGGAACAACAACAUUAUGAACCUUCCGACAUUUGGUCCAAUUUUGUUGAAGGAUCCGAUCUUCCUAUAUUAAAUGAAGAAAACGUUUUGCUUGAUUCAGAGCGUAGUUUUGACUCUGAUAUUCCAACCAUAGAAAUCGAGUUCGCAUCUGAUCCCUCGACAAUUGAAAUGCCGCAGGUCGGACAAGAAGAUUCUUCAAGCGUACCACGUUGA